Molecule: messenger RNA, 4721 nt
Organism: Seriola aureovittata
Lineage: Eukaryota; Metazoa; Chordata; Actinopteri; Carangiformes; Carangidae
Exons: 15
Coding region: 201-1523 (440 amino acids)
Molecular function (GO): protein binding
Source: RefSeq, a predicted model, not a curated record
UCUGCAUUGUGUAUAUCUUGUAUCCACUAUAGUUCUUCUGUCAUAACACUCGUUUUGCAGAUCAUGACAAAGCUGUCAUUGAUUUUCUGGCGUUUCUCAUCGUCCUCACGUCUGUGGCAAUACUUGUGGUGAUCGACAGCAUAUAUGUUCUUAACCGUGUUCCUAAGCACAGAAAGUCUCGUGACGUGAAUGAAAACGCGAUGUUUCAAUCGGCAGCAAGUCUCAGGAGCCUCAAGACUUUGCUGCUUUCAGCUGGGAUCAUAUGUCAAAUCACUGCAACUGCUGGGCAAAGGAUUACAGCUUCCUCACCUCCACAGUGUUCCUACACUGUAACAUCCAUCAAGUUUGGCUUCCAGAUUGACAUUAAAAGCUCUACCCCUCGUGACUACACCAUAAACAUUAGUGAAGAAGGCCGAUCAGACACUGGAAAACACAUCACCGUCCAUCAGUCCAGUCAAAGCUCAUCACAUGAAAUCAAACACCUGAAGCCCUGCACUGAAUAUGAGCAUUAUGUGACAUAUCUUGAUGGUGCUGGUGAAAAACACUGUAGCCACCCUGAAAAUAAAACUACAACGACUGACAUAAGUAAAGAUGACAUUGAAGAUGUCAGCUGCAUCCCUGGACAUGUUUGUUACCGGAGUGAUUGGGACGUCAGCUCUUUACUAUCAACCACAAAUGUUGUGGGAUGUGACAAUAAAACAUUCUGUGUCAAACCUGGUUACAAUGACAUUUGUUCAGAUUUUACUACAAACUUCACAUGUCCGACCACUUCCUUUAGCCUCACCAGCAUCAUCCCUGUUGAUUUCUUAAACACAAAUGAAAUACAUCAGAUUGUUUCCACUAAACUUCCAGCGAAAAUAGAAACAAAAUUACCUCCAAACUGUGAAAAUCUCUCUGUUGAUUACACCUGCUGGGAGAGUGGCAGAGUCACUGAGCCUAAGCUGGAGUCGGAGCUGGAGCCGUUUACUGACUACAGCUGUAUUGGUCAGAUCAAGGACAACAAUGUCACCAUCAAAAACACAACUGCUGUUGACGUCAGGAUUGACUGUGGUAAAGCUAACAAAGAGUCAUCAGGAAGAACAUGUCUUGUUAUUGGACUGAAACCAUUCACCACAUACACCUGUGAAGUCAAACCCAUCUACAAGAACAAGAAGAGAGAUGCUAAACAAACUCCAGUGACACAAAAGACUGAGGCUGGAAAACCAGACGAUAUUAAAGAGCUGAAGACGUCACAGCCAGAGCAUAAUGUGACUGCUUUCAAUGGACACUUUGAGAGCAAGCCCCAGACAAUACCUGUUGCCACUUUGGACAAUGGAAAAGCUCUCACUGUCACUGAUAUUCUGGUCGUCCUCAUCAUCAUCAUCAUCAUCAUCAUCAUCAACAUCUUAUCUGCAGCCUUGGUCUACAAGAUCUGCGUUCUGAUACACAGAAAGUCCAGAAAUGACGUGAAGGGAGAUGUGAUGUUUGAAUCAACAGCAAUUUAUGUUAAUGCACCUGAAUCUGCUUGGCGGAGAGCAUCCUGAUGGAGCUGUAUACCAAGUCAUCAUUUACUCUUAUUAACUUAAGUACUGCAUGUAUGCCUUGGCAUUGUUCGUGUCUUACAUGACAGGCCUAACAGUUGAAAUCAAGACUUUCUAAGACCUUUUUAAUUCCACAUAGACUGCAAUUUAAUACCAAGCCUACUAAGUAUGGAAGUAUGAUGGAAUACCAGUGGGACAAUAUGCCUCAGAGUUGCAUAUUACAGUUAUUUCAGUAUAAGUCUUAGUAGUAUAUAUAAUAUACUAUAAUUAAUUAAAUGAAUGCAAUACCAUACCUAAGUUAUGCUUUUUAACAGCCUUCUCUUCCAAUAUGCUUAAGAAAAAAGCGAACCAAGAAUUCAAAAGGGAACCAAAAGGGGCUAUGGCUGUCUAAACAGUUUAAUGUUAGACCACCAAAAGAUAUGACAAUGGAUAUUUUAAAAUGAGGCUUUAAAAUUCACCUGUGUUGCAUGGCUUUAACAUAUACAAAAUCUGUGUUUUAUUGUUCAAUCCUUGUACUUGUGCCACCUGCAGGCCACUAAUGUUACUGAUGCAUUUCGCAGGUGUGUGUUUUUGUGUGAUUCUGAGGUGUUUCCAUUUUAUAUUUGUAUUACCGAUUGAACAAAAUUAAUUAAAAAAUGUAACGUUAUAGCUAAAUGGCCUCUUCUGUAUACGGAAUACUCAAAAAUGAAUUACCAUUAAGAUUGCAAGUUUAAAACGUUACACUUCAUCUUUUGAAACUACAAUUACUGCCUCAUGGUUGUAUACCUCUGUCAACUGUCAAAUUCCAGGAAGUAUGGUCAUAAUCUCCCCUUCUGUUCCCGAGUUACAGCGUUAAAUAAUGGCCAGAAGUGUUUUUGAAGAACAUUAUGAUGUCACAUUGAAGUUGACCUUUGACCACCAAAUUAUAAUCAGUUCAUCCUUGAGUUCAAGGGAAUGUUUGUGCCAGAUGCAAUGAAGUUCCCUCUGGGCAUUCCUGAUAUAUCGUGUUCACAAGAGCAUCAGGUCACAGUGACCUUGACCUUUGACCAACAAAAUCUAAUCAGUUCAUCCUUGAGUGAAUGUUUGCAGCAAAUCUGAAGAAAUCCCCUCCAGGCGUUACUGAGAUAUUGUGUUCACAAGAAUGGGAUAGGCAGACGGACAACUCAAAACCUCCAGUCACAGCAGUCAUAAAAAAAAAAAAAAUUAUAAAAAUUAUAUACUCUGUGUGUGUGUGUGUGUGUGUCAUUAAUGUUACUGAUGCAUUUUGCAGGUAUGUGUUUUUCACAUUUUCAGCAUCAAAUGCUACCAAUAAACAAUAAAUAUGAAAAUUAUUUCAAUGAUAACCAGGUGUAUAGUUCAAAUAAUACAAGAUCAUCCAAGUUUUCCUCCGUAUGCAGAUGAGAUAUGGUACCUUAUUUUGCUCAAAUCUGGAGGAUGCCCAGUUUAUUCUAUAUCACCACUAGUAUCCAACAAUUCAAUGUGCUGUCAAUGUGAGACAAUGUGACAGACUUGCAUUCAAGUCAUCCUCAUCAACUUCUAAAGUCAAGAAAAAACAUAUAAUCAAAAUCACGUUAUAUAGAACUAAUUCAUUCAAGGCAAAAACGACAAUGUUCUGGUAUCGGUCGGGAUUAUGUUCGCGUGUAACAGAAAAAUUGAAUGUAUAUGGAUAUACUGACCACUAAGGUGAUAUAAUUUACCAGUAGUCCAUCAAAGUGAAAUAUCCCAACAAUUGUAAACUCAGGUAACAUCAAACCUUUUUACCAGUGACGGUUUGGUCCUUCCUUUAAAAAGGACCAAAAUGGUCCUGAACUACAGCUGUAAAACUGUGGCUCCGUGAUGGGACGGUGUUACCUGGGCUUGGUUUCUGGCAGUUUGCAUACUCAUAACUGUGUUUGUCCUUUUUUAUUGAUGUCCUGAAGGGUAUGUGUACAAUCAAAACCUGUUGGGACUCAAAAAUGUUUGAAUGAUGAGAUGAGAUGUGAAACCCAUUAAAACCUGAGCUCCAAGCAGUCACUCCAAUGUCCAAAAGGAAUUUGAAAGCUUUAUUGCAUUUAGUUAGCAUACAGGGCAUUUGUGAUGAUGGUCUUUAAUUUGACAUGAAAUGUUCAGAAAACAACCAAACUACCAGAACAAUAAAUAUUAAUUGUCAUUAUUUUUCUUUGUGAAAAACACCUGGACUCUUCGAUACCUUCAGAGAGUGUGCGGAAAAGUAAGUGAGCCGAGGUAAAAAGCUGGUGAAUAGUAGAGAAAUGUUAUGUUACAUAAAGACAAAAACACUCCCUAUCAAGACUUAGCCAUAAUUCUUAAAGUGACUUAGCACUGUGUGUCUUAAACAUCGCCACCGAAAGGGCAUUAACAUAAAUGUAUCUUUCAAGCCAAUACAAAAGCAUCAGGUGUUUUAGUUAUAUGCUUUAAGAACAUUUGAAAGCUCAGAGGCUGUUUCCCCUAAACCACUGGAGAAAUUUUUUUUGUUUUUUUGCUCUUAAAUACGACCAAUUUCUUCAGGGAAUUCUGUAUAGAAACUAAAAUAUAGAGAAAGUGCCUUAAAGCCAUAGCUCCCCUGUAAUUACAACAGAAUACUGAAAGGUUUUGGUGCUUUAUAGAUGUGCUUGUUUAGAGAGCGUAGAUAUAAAGGGUAAACAGAUGAUGAAGAUGAUGAAAAAUUAAGAUAAUUAUUGAAAUUUAAAAAAAGGUUUUACUGCAAUGGGAACAAAAAGCGAUAUGGAGGAACAAAAUUCUGGACAAGGUGUACAAUUGCAAACAAAAAUUGCAAACACUGUAUUUGCACGUCUCAGAUAUAUAACUAGUAGCAACACACUAUCAAAAUAUUCUGUUAACCAUAACAAAAUAACUUACAUUUUCUUGCAUCUAUAAGCUUUGAUUUUGUAUUCAACACAUGUUAAUAGUAUUAAAUGUUAAUUAAAAAAAGAAAGACAACAACAGGAGAUCAUGGGCAUACAUGUACAAUAAUUCAGCUGAAAAGUUAACAGGCUAUUUGAUAAUGUUUAAAAACAAUUCAUAAGACACUGAAAUAAAGCGUUAUCAAUUGUUGUUUACGUAUUAUACCUUCCGUGUGGUAUCAUUGUCAUUAUGUAAAACAGUGGUAGUCAGUGCUGGUCAGCUGUGACACACUGGUGUAAACCUAUUCACUGUUAUAUAUAUAUAUAUAUAUAUAUAUAUAUUACUGCUCACUCCCUCCAAAUUAAUAAUAAGUCACUAAAA